ACGUUAUCUGGGCUUGUAACAGUUAACCAGAGGCGAACUUUUUGAUAACGCGAUUGCAACGCUCGUCGGUGACGCAAUGCAAAAUUCGAAAGCGAAACUGCCGGAAGUGCGGAGAGAGGGCGCCAGCGGCUUCCGUAAGCACCUCAACUUUGGUUUGGUUCGCUUUUGAUUGCUUUCGCGCAUUGCGAAGAUGGCUAGCGAAGAUGUAGCCGUAAAGCGGGUAGCCUUAUGUUCAGCUGUAUUUGCUGGCUUUGCCUACGUCGGUUACUCGAUCUUGAAAACAGCGUUUUGCUUUAAGGGCAAUGGUAGAGACGACAAAGGAUCUCGAAAAUUGGUGAAAUUGAAAAAGAAGAGAAAACUCAAAGGAGAACAGCCAGAACGUGACAUGAGCCACCGCUCAAGUCAGACAGAUCUUAGCGUCCCACCCGAAGAGUACAUCACAAACUCCCCAGCCGAGCUGCAUUUCAUCCCAAAGUCAGUGCGUGCCAAAGUGCGUGAACUGAACCUCAAGGCUCGCAUGUUUGACGACCAGUAUUUUGCUCGCAUCUUCAAGCCCCGCAGCUUGCAAAACUCCCCUUGGGGCUCGCCCAAGGCCCUGAGCCCAGUUGCCGAUGGCAGCAGCAACAACUGCUACCUAAGUCGCUCAGCCGAAAACGUCCACUUGGGCCCACCUUCACCACUAAAGAGGAGAAAUUCGGGCCGCUCAGCGAGGUCGUCCCCUCAUGCCUCUCAGCACUGGCAGUGCAAUGACUUGAGCGCCAAUCACUUGAGCGCCAAUCUCAUUAGAGAGAAGUCUCUCUACCGUGCAGUUGUGAAGGACACCGAUGAGCUCCUCCAAGAGGUGCUUCAUGGGCUGUACAACAAGGCAAGGGUGAUGACCCUGUACGAAGCAAAAUGUCUUGCAACACUGUUGAUGUCGGGAAAUGAAGACGUCCUCGUAAAGACCCUGACAACAAUGUCGAAUUGCGCAGCAUUCACAAUUAAUCAGGACUACCUGUGUGAAGUUGGGUGCCUACCGCUGUUGAAGGACCUCUUGGACCAUGACUGCCUUGCAGUGCAAGUCGCAGCUACCCAGGCCAUUGCCAAUAUGGCUGUUAAUGAGAGAAACCAAGGGCUCUUGCAGCCAUGCAUCCCUCUGCUGCUGUCAGCUGCUGUUUCACGGGAUGGGGGCUGUUACCUGCAGACAGUGUCGCUGCUCUGCCUGACCAACCUGGCACUCUGCGACGAGACACACGAGGCCUUCCGUGGCCGUCUUUAUCACUUGUGCAUCCUGGUAGAGACAGCAGACGACAUUGUGCGGCUCCAGACGCUAAAGCUACUCGUCAACUUGUCUUGCAACUCCCGCAUGGUCCCCUACUUGCUGGCCGCCAAGGCACCACAGAACCUGUUUUCACUGCUGGAGGACUCAAAUCGGGAAGUGACACUUCGAGUGCUGACCUACCUGGCAAACAUUGUCAGCUAUGCAGUCAAGAAGAAGCUCAACCUAUUGGACUUGCCCUCAGAGUACAGGGCAGCUGCCCCCGAGACCCUGUACGCAGCACUAUGGGGUACCCCUUCCAAGGAGCAUCUACAAGCCAAGACACGAACGCUUGUUCUCAGAGCAGACUGAAGACAUCAGCUUUCAGGCUGGCCGCAUCUUUGAUGCUUUGAUGAGGUAACUUAUCCCUGUGUUAAAGCAGCUUAAUGUGGUAGCGCUCCGUUCCAAGUUGCGGGCCGUAACAACGGCUGCAGGCACAUGUGUUUGUGUGCGCUGCCUCAUUGUGGGUCACAGACUACUUGUCUUUGCUUGAUAAGACGACGAGUUUAUUCUGCUUCACCAUGAUUAUCAUUGCCCUUCUCCAUUAUUGGUUUAAACAUUGCCACAGUCACUUUGAUUGCCUAGUCACUACUUCAGAUUAAAAAGUUUAGUAGCUCUCGGUGAAAAGAAUUGUAUUAUGAGAGUGCAAAAUUAUCCUCAAACUCAUCAAGUGAUGUUGGAACAGGAAGGAUCCAUGAGAGCCACCGUUGCUUCUUGUGCAAAAGUAGGUGUUAUUGUUCCCCUAGUCUUUUUGACUGGAAAAUUGUCAGUAAGAUGGCAGGAACGUCUUGUUGGAUUAAGUUUGCCUAACAGAAUCCAAAGACCCAACAAAAGCAGUUUGAAGGUCACUGUAAGAUCAUUGGAUAACUGAUAAAGGCCGUUCGAAAUCCAGUGAAAGUCGUUUUGGAUUCAAAAUAACUGAAGGUCUUAAAAAAAAAAAAAAAAGAAUUGCUCUCUUGCGGCAACUUGUUUCUAACUCUGGCCUCUGCAGCUGAGGCACAUAGGAGAGAUGAACAUGCUAAAUGCUAAACUGUUGCUUAAUUCGCAAUCUUGAUAGUUUAUGUUUGGAAUAUGCAUCCCACAGGUCUGUCUCACGUACACACGUGUGACGAAGACAAUAGCAAAAGAAUAGAAAGCACAUGCAGGAUAUUACAACUUGCAACUAGCAGGAAUUGGUGACCUAGCGCCGUAUUGUCGGCCAAUCACGUUCGAUCACAUCAAUUUCAGUGUGCAUAUUCCAUUGGUUAGUCAGCUAACAGGUCGCCCUUUACACCAUUAAUUAAGACGCCACACUAGACAUUAUGUCAUGCAAAAGUAAAGGUAUCCUCAGUAAGUAAUUGGCUCAGAAUUCUGCCUUUGGUGUGGUCUGUGGCUAAUCUGGCAGGAGAGAAACAAAGGCAGACCGAAGAGAUCGAGAUUGGCUGUCAUGUGUGGCAGUUAAGACGAGAGAGGCUCGUUUGGCAAGGCGGCAAGAGUUCCAUCUGUGAUAUCUUGACACAAACGCACAAUGGUAUUGAAGGUAUCAUUCAGAAGACAUAUAAUUCAAAUGACAAUUUUUUAUGUUUACACCCACUUCAAAAUGUGGGGUAGGCAAGGUUUUAUUUCUGCGAUUUUCAGCCUAAAGGUGCUUGGAACUAUUUCUUAACCAGGCAGUGAAUAUUGUGGGAGAUAAUUCCGAUUUGGUGCUUUAGGCUUGGCCGCCAAGUAUUUGAGCCAGUAUCGAUCGAUUGAUUGAUUGGUUAGGCUUAAUGUCCCAAAGUAACAAAGACGCUACAAGGGACAUCGUAGAUGAGGCCGCCAGAAUAAUUUUGACCGCUUGAGUUUCUUAAAAGAAGACCCAAACUUCGGUACACAAUUGUUUUUGUGUUCCCACAUCAGAAUGUGGCCACCAAUGUCGAGGUUCGAAUCACCAGCCUCAUGGCCAGCAGCAGAAUGCCAUAGAGACUGUGUGGUGGGUGAGCCAUUGCAGAAAGCUUGCCCCAAACAUCAAGCAACGUAUUCCUCGAGCAGAUUUUUUUCCAUGGUGUCUUGGAUGCAAAGUGAGCGAGGCAGCGGCAGAGUAAGUUUGGCAAUGGCUCUACUUCGACAUCUGGUCAUGCUGCUCAGAGCUUAUAGGGAAAAGGUGAGCAGGUAUGAACUUUUAAUUUUAAGUUUCAGGGAUUAGCGUCUUGAAACUGCACAUUGAGUUAUGAAGGACACGCUGUAGUGGAGGGCUUUGGAUUCACUUUGACCCCCCUCCCCCUGGGGUUCUUUAACCUGCAUCCAAAGCACAGUGCACACAUGUUUUUUAAUUCCUCCCUUGUCAGAAUCCACCUGCCGUGUUAGGGAGUUGGACCCGCAACCUCGUGCUCCGCAGUGCAACACCAUAGGCACUGAGCCACUGCGGUGGGUCACAGUCAGGAUUAAUGAAACGCCAACAGGCACUAGUUCUCCAAGUGUUUGUACGUCUCUUUGCUUUUCGUAAUCUGUGACUUUAGUUGCUGUAUGCAACGUUACAUUAACUUAGAUUUGUAAAAAUCAACUCUUAGUUUAUUUUUGAGGUCUCAAAAAGCCUGUCCCCAUUGUGGUUGCACUGCAUUGCAUUCGUAUGUGGUAAUCACUUGCCAUUGAACUUAGCGGAUUUGAAAACAGGGGUCAACCUCGCUGCGUAUGUGCACGCACUAGAGGAGCUUCUGAAUAAGAAGUUGAGUGGUUGGGUGGGCUGUUCUCAGAAUAACUCAUUACGCAGCAGCACACAAAGGCAGGGCGAACAGGCAGAUGAGACGUCAGACAGCACUAGCUUCCAACAUGUUUUAUUCAGGAAGCUGCGUUAAAUACACACAACAGACCAUUACCUUAUUAUCAACAGAACCAUUGUGUGCAACCAUUCUGUGCAGCCAUUGUGUCAAGGAAGGAGUUAUCUUCACCCACGUCUGAGAAAUCAUAGCUUCUUUGAUAACACAAUCGAAAGCGUGCUGAAACUGACAUCGCCCGAGUGUGCAACCUUUCUGGCCCUGAUAAUUUCUCAUGUUAUACAAUCCCUGUGUUAAUCAGACUGAUUCACUCGUUUAACACAAGACAAGGCACCCACACAUGCUGCAAUGAGCUGACAGCCAAACAUUGUGUGUAUGCUUUACAUCUUAAUUACAGAUUAAGAGAACAUCAUUAUAAUGUGAAACCAUAAACAAUACAUUAACAAACGAAAUACUGAAACCAUAAACAAUUAGUUGUAGCUUUUUAAGUGUCUUGGUCAUAACACGUACAGAAUAUAAGCGUUUUUUCCUUUGCAGGUAGCUAUUACAGAUUACUGAAAGUUUAAGACUUGAAGACCUGAUGUAUUAAUGGGGAUAACCCGUGAACACAAGUCUUGAGACUUGAACAACUUGUGUAUUAAUUAAUGGGCAUACCCUGUAAAUCUCCCGAAGAGUAACAUUAACAUUGCUGCAGCUCCUCACAUUUGUGUGUAAUACUACAAAGCUGUGGCGAGUUUGUAUGCUUCAGAAUUAUCACGAGUGCUUUUUGUAGUGCUUAAGUUUAUUUUCUAUAUCACCUGUGUGCUGAAAAAUGGCACUUAGAUGCUUCUCCAGGAGCAUAAUUAUCCUGAUCAUUUUGGAACUGCGAGGAUGUUGUGAUGCAAAAUGGACUGGCACGAACUCCUCUUCUUUGUUGCAUUGUAAUGGGGCUUGUGUACUUGCAUUUUAAUUUUUUAAUGUCUUUUAAAAGUGUUUUCAUUCAUCUGAGAGAGAACAUUGGUGCACUGUGUGUGUCACGAUAAAGGAACACAUUUGUUUUAAUGUGUUACGUAUACAAAUAGUUCUGUCAUCUAGUGAUUAUGAACAUGAGUUCUCGGAACCUGGUCAGAGACCUUUGUUGACAACAUUGUUGGCUGUGUGUGUGUGGUUUUGUUUUUGAGUUGUUCCGUUUGAUAUUCUGCGAUUUGCUGGGCAUGUCUUACCAAAAACCCUUAUUCCCUCUCAGAUAUUUUAUGCUUUUGAGUUGCAUUUCUAGAGCAGCCCUUGAACUGCUUUAGAAUGCAAGCACUGUGGAAUACAACUCCAUAUGCCUGAAAGUCUCCAGGAGAAACUGUUAUAAUUGCUUGCACUAUAAACAGCUGAAUUCCAUUAAUUGACCCUGAUAGGGAUAUACAGAUUUGAUUCAAAUUAUACAAUAUUUUACACGAAAAGUGUUUAACAUGUAUUAACUGUUUUUGGUGCAUUUGAACAUGAUAAGGUUAAACAGUGGGCGGAUCUACGUUGAAGCAAUGCGUAUUUGCCAACUAUCCCAAAUUUUCCAUAAUGUUAACAAAUUUGGACACAUAACUAUUUUACGAAUGUUUUGUCAAGUUGUAUGGAAAAUACUGUUGCAAAAAGGCUUUGCUCAGUGGCAUCCAACCAUACUUUUGGAAGUCUUCUGACAGUGAAAGGACACCAGAGGGGGGGGGGUACCUGCUUUGAGCAAGUCGAUUCAAACGAUUUCCUGAAGCAGGUGAAAUCAACAACAGCAUAACAUAACAGCAUAUUUGCUGAAAAAGUCGCAGUGUGUUGCUCGUCAAUUUGUGCUGUUCCAAUUUUGCUGCUGCUUGUGUGCCGAGUGUAAAAGUAAAUCAUCGUUAAUGCAGUGUAUAUGUAUCCCACAGAAGGUGUGCGGUCUGGACGAAAAAAAAAAAAAAAAAAAGAAACUGCGUUAUCCCCUUUCCCCUCCUUCUUGCUUUGUAGUGUCCACUGGAUUUUUACAAAUUUCACAGUUCACAAUUUGGCAGGUAUGAGUAAUAUAAGUUCUGCAGCAUGUCAAAACACCGAAUGAAAAGCAGAGAAAUAAGACAGUGUUGUUUCUUGUUCCUGUUGUGCCACUGUCUUGUUCCACUGUGAGCCAGCUAGACCAAACACUGCUGGAAGCUGAUAAAGAACCUCUUAUUGGUAGUAAAGCGCAACAUUCUUUGCUUGCUACAGGGCCACUGUAAUCAGCAGUGGCACUAGCAACCUCAUUGAGUAUUUGCCCUAUAGCGACCAUGACGGCAUUGCACUCGACAUGUAGUUAGAUACCAGACUGUUGCGAUGCUAGUUAUUGUUGUUCGACUAAGAAUAAAGAGAGAAUGUAUUUAGUCAUACUGCAUGAUGACUUCUCAGGGCAUUUCUGGGAAAGUAAAGAACUGGCUUGCAUUCCUAAUUUACUGAUACCUUAGGUAGAUAAAGUAAGACCGACUGUAAAUAAAGUGUCUCGGUUAUAGCUACUUGGCCUUGCCAAGGGUGCGCCGCCUUCCCCUCGUGUUACAAUUGUGAUAAGCCGUGACAGCAGUGCUUAAAAGAUUUUGAGUUGAUGCAGCUAGUCUUUUUUUGAUCCUCUGGCUUCUAAAUGUUUUAAGUGUGCAGUGUUUGUACAUGUGCAAUGCUGAACAAAGCUUGGCAGUGUCAGAUGUACAGCUCAUACAAUUCAUUCAUUACUUGUGGCAUUUUGUUUCGUGUGAUACAGUCGAACCUCAAUACAACGAACACAGAUAUAACGGAUAUUCAGAUAUAAUCAAGUAAAUGUGAAAUAUUUCUCACUGAUACCAGCAUGUACCAAAUAUGUGCUCAUAACAAAGAUCAGAUAUAUUGAAGGUAUUUUCGUGCUAAAUGCAGGUUCGACUAUAUCUCAGAAGCAGAUACAAUAAACCUUCGUUUAAUGAAAUCACUUUAGUCAAAGUUCUACAGAGUCCCGAUUGCAGUGCAUACAUUCCAUACUGGAUCAUUCAAAGUGGAGUUGUGCCAGAGUCUGUUUGGUACCAAGCGGCAAAUCUGCGCAGGACAGCUUGGUGCACUUUGCUUUUCUUCAUGUCAACCUGGAUGGGCAAAUGCUGCUGUGAAUGCCAUUCCACCACAUGGCAGCAGCUCAUUGGGACAGUGGUUGUAUCAUGUGAUCAUAACUGAGAGAUAAUGUGGCUGCCAAUAGGUGUCAUCAGAAUCUCGCUGCUUUUAUGUUGCCACCAUUCAGUGCAACUUCAUUUCAAUGGACUAUAUCGUGGACAAAAUCCAAAACACAAUAUUAUAAGGUAGAACACCUCUUAAGAAUACCAUGUAAGUCCGUUUAUGUAACACUACUAUCACAUAGCCAAUGAUGAUGUGGGCCUCGAACUAUGCGUACAAGCUGAAGUAAUGCCGACAACACGCGAAGGCUUCUCCGUGGAAACGAAAUAAUGCAUUCUAAUUAGCCCUAACUUGUUCUAUUUCAUUUGUCUGUGAUGGUACGUUUUAUGAGCCCUCAGGACAGUUGUAAAAACCAGUCAAAAGACGAAGGACAGAGAAGAGACGUGGCACACGCGACGACUUCCAGGAGUGCGCACUUCCUGUGCUACUGUGGCUCUUUUAGAGCCUCUGCUUUUAAUGACGUGCUGCUUUAACUCCAUUUCCUGUCCCAAUUAUUUCAUUGUAACGAGGGUUUACUGUAGCUGUAUGUCCUGUUAUUAGCUUUCAUUACCAAGGUUUUGCCCCACUCAUGUGAGCAUGUGAACUCUAUGCAGGCUUGUAAGCAGGUGCAAGGAUGUUGCACACUGUAGAUAGGGCAAGCUCAACACGCAUUGUAAAACAGAUGUAUAGCAGAAGCGUAUAGCGUACUUUCUGCAUAGUGAAACUGCAGCUCUUGCACCAAGCUCAUUUCAUUUGAAUUUCACCGAGUGCAGGAAUGCGAGUACAAAAUGAAUGACAGCAAUACAUACUGGUUCAUGGAUAACAGCUUGGAAUUGCAAGGGAACAAAGAAAGGUAUUUUUGUCUGCUGGUGUUUCAGGAAUGUCUUAAAGAUUGCAUAUGCUGCAUCUUUACUUGCUUGUUUUAAAAAAAAAAAUGUAUUGUGAGCUGUAUUUCAAACUGUCAUUUUGUCAGGUGCUGCAUUCCACAUUAAUGCACCUGUGCUUUUGGCAUGAGAGGAGCAUGUUCAAGUGAGAAUCAGGCAUUUGUAAUAAAUAGAAAGCUGUCCAUUCAAAUCACUUAGUCACUUCUCUAACCAGGCAUUUGAACAUUUGUCAAGCUGUUUAUCUGGCCCAUAUGUAUUAGUGUGUUGUAAAAUGCUGCUUAAAUAUCCACCGUAAACCAGAAUUAGGCUGGUUUGUGUUAACAGCAGGUUCAAUACUGUCAUACAAUGUGGUACCAUUUGGAAUACAGCUAAUUUGGGAAAAUGGUUUCAAUUCUAAGUUGGUAUGCUGGGGCCGUAUUCUGAAACGUUCGCCUAGGCGAAAUUUUUUCGCUUUCAGGGUGCGUGCUGAUUGGCUGGUUGAGCAAAAUUGAAUGACGUCGGGCUCAAGCACCCAAUCAGCUCAUCCAAUUUUGCUAAAACAGCCAAUCAGCGCACGCCUGAAAGCGAAAAAAGAAAUUUCGCCUAGGCGAACGUUUCAGAAUACGGCCCCUGUGCCCAUUAUCAUAGGGCAUUAUUUAUUGCCUCGUGUAAAUAUAAUUUUAUGUGUGUGUAUGUAUGUGUGCGCGCAUCGUCACUGCUGUGUAUUUCGUUUGUCGUCUUAUUGUUGUUAGACAUACUGCAUGCAUACAUUACCUUCGAACCUUGUGAGUACGAAAGCGACUGACAGUGCACAUGGGAUUGGGAGAACUGACCUGUAACUAGCGAGGAAACAGCAUUUGCCUUGUUCGAAGGCUGAACUGUAUUGCGCAAUAGCUUUUGUGAUCCAUUAUCCUAGUUGUAAUUCAGUGCACUGCGUUUAUCCAGCAGCCACGGCAUGCAGGCGGCGAUAAUUGGCCGGCAGCCUUAAGUGAAACUGUUACAUUAUUUUUGAUGUAGUUAUCUUCACUAAUGCUAGUGCUUUAAGCGGAAUAUGUUCUUCAAAAGUCAGUAUCGACUGGACCGCUUGCGAAACGCCCAUUUUGUGUCCUAUCGCUGUAUUGCAUUGUUGACAAUAAACAUAUUUCCGUUACA
This is a messenger RNA of Dermacentor silvarum, 9173 nucleotides long. RefSeq lists its product as uncharacterized. Gene Ontology annotation, cellular component: mitochondrion. NCBI's taxonomy places the organism in Eukaryota, Metazoa, Arthropoda, Arachnida, Ixodida, Ixodidae. Bases 191 to 1609 code for a protein of 472 amino acids. The record is from RefSeq and is a predicted model, not a curated record. The transcript is spliced from 6 exons.